GGUAUUGACUCAUAAAGACUCAACGACCAACUACAGCCUUCCUCGAUUCUGCUCUCGGGUCUCGAGCCUUGCCUUUCCUAAUAAGGGAGGCGAUUUAAGCUUUUGUUCCAAGAAAGGAGAGUGAGAGCCAGAGACCCAGAUUUGAAAAACCCACCUCCACAGCCAGCAAUGGGGUUCUUCUCUUUUCUCGGCAGAGUCCUCUUCGCUUCCCUCUUCAUCCUCUCCGCUUGGCAAAUGUUCAAUGAAUUUGGAGAGGAUGGUGGCCCUGCUGCAAAGGAGUUGAUACCCAAGCUUGCUAUUGUCAAAGGACACCUUUUGUCCAAAUUGGGAGUUCGGUUGCCAGAUAUUGAUCCUAUAAGUAUUGUUGCUGGCAUUAUUGUCCUAAAGGGUCUCGGAGGUUUUCUCUUUGUAUUUGGCACCCCAUUUGGUGCUUAUCUCCUGCUUCUCCACUUGGCCAUUACCUCUCCAAUCCUUUAUGACUUCUAUAAUUAUGGUCAGAAUAAGCCUGAGUACUUCAUUCUCUUGAAUGAAUUCUUGCAGAGUGUUGCACUUUUUGGUGCAUUGCUUUUCUUCAUAGGGAUGAAAAACUUGAUUCCAAAGAGACAAAUCAAGAAGAGGGCCCCCAAGGCAAAAGUGGGUUAAGGGUGUGAAGAAGCAACUUUGAAGAAUGAAUUGUCAUAGCAGGUUCUGAAAUUUUACUGGGUGUCGACUGGCUGCACAUGUUGAUAUUUAUAGAUGUUGUUGAAGCUAUUUAUGCGACAACCAAAUUUGUAGUUCUUUGUUCUUGGGGUUGUUAAGACUGAUAGUCCUUAUAUUAUCAUUUCACAGCCUGAAUGAGCACAGUAUACGUUUCAUUUUGUCUUAGUAGAAUUUCUUUUUGAGCAAGAAUUUUAUGAUUUUCAUGAA
Manihot esculenta (cassava) is the source of this 906-nucleotide messenger RNA. RefSeq lists its product as uncharacterized. The transcript has 5 exons. NCBI's taxonomy places the organism in Eukaryota, Viridiplantae, Streptophyta, Magnoliopsida, Malpighiales, Euphorbiaceae. The record is from RefSeq and is a predicted model, not a curated record. The coding region runs from base 169 to 642 and encodes 157 amino acids.